Neoarius graeffei (lesser salmon catfish) is the source of this 2081-nucleotide messenger RNA. It is a transcript of the gene bnip3lb, whose product is annotated as BCL2 interacting protein 3 like b. NCBI's taxonomy places the organism in Eukaryota, Metazoa, Chordata, Actinopteri, Siluriformes, Ariidae. The coding region runs from base 3 to 662 and encodes 219 amino acids. Gene Ontology annotation, biological process: mitochondrial outer membrane permeabilization; defense response to virus; positive regulation of apoptotic process. The record is from RefSeq and is a predicted model, not a curated record. The transcript has 6 exons. Gene Ontology annotation, cellular component: mitochondrial envelope; mitochondrial outer membrane; nucleus.
CUAUGGACGCUUCCGUUCAGAGAGACGCGAUGGCCGAUGCUGCUGCUUCAAGUCAUGCACGCGAGCCGGGAUUAAACGGCUCGUGGGUGGAGCUCGAGAUGAACAGGAACUCCCCCGAGACGUCACAAGCGGACACGUCAGUCACGUCCAGUUUGGUCCAGGUUGUUGAAGAGGAUGAGGGGAUUGUCGGGGGACUAGAACACGUGCCGUCGUCUUCCUCCAUCCAUAAUGGAGACAUGGAGAAGAUCCUACUGGACGCGCAGCACGAAUCCAGCCGCAGCAACUCCUCCUGCGACAGUCCACCACGUCCUCACAGUCCUCAGGAUGAAGGUCAGAUCAGCUUUGAUGUGGACAGAGGAGAGAACCAGGAGGCGCUGGAGAAGUUGAGGGACGAUGAAAUUCUGAUGAAAGACUCCGACUGGGUGGCUGAUUGGUCCAGCAGACCCGAAAACGUUCCUCCCAAGGAAUUCCAUUUCCGACACCCUCGGAGAAGCGUCACACUGAGCAUGCGUAAAACUGGAGCCAUGAAGAAAGGAGGGAUCUUCUCCGCCGAGUUCCUCCGAGUGUUUCUCCCCUCACUGCUGCUUUCACACUUAUUGGUCCUGGGGCUCGGGGUGUAUAUCGGGAAGAGAUUGACCACGCCCCCUGCCAGCUCCUUCUAAGCGUCGAAGUGGAAAAGCGUCUCAGCCGCGGCUCGUGUUUGAGAGAUUUGAGAGAAAAUCGCAGUUUGUACUAGACGCAUUGCCCCCUGCUCAUCACGUCAUUCUCUUUCUCUCUGUCUCUCUCUCUCUCUUUUUUUUUUUUCAAAUUGUUCCAGUUUGUGCUUUGCUCGUGUUCUGCUUGGCCUGGAAAUGUUUCCCCUCGAUUCUGAUUGGUCCUGAGUGAUUACAGUUGUGUUGCAGGGGUGGAUACAGAAGGGGCGGAGCUUAAACCAAACCCGUGAGAAUGACCUGAUCCCAGAACUCUUUCACUCACAAAACGGGGAUGAGUUAAAGCAAAUACAUCAGCAUGUGUUUAUCGUAGAUUUUCUUUUACACGUCGCUCGUGUUUGAGGUGUUUCACGUUUUUAUUUUGGCAUUUCAGUUAUUUUUGUAGCACAGUGAUUUGAAAUAAUGCGUAUUUCUGCACCCCCCCCCCCCCCCUUUUUUUUUUAAAUUCCAGUAUGCGCAUUCAAACAUGCUAAUGGUAAUUAACAAUCUCCUUAAUUAUCAUUAUUAAAAAGCACCAAAUCUUACAAAACUUUCCUCCAAAUUGAUUUUAUAAAAUCUUAAGGAUGUAUUUCUGAGACUCUGAUCAGGACUGAAGGAAAAAUGAUACUGAGCAAAACUAAUGAGAUGAAAAAAUAAACUAGACCCCAUAGCAGUAGGGGGCGCCCAAGUGCCACUUUAAAUGCAGUCCAAAUAAAAAAUAUAAAUUAAUUUGGUGACUGACCCCUUGAAAAUGGUUCCUCCAGGAACCAUUAAACGUUUUUAAACGUUUCAGUUGUCAAGACAAUGGAAAAACUAAAAUACAAGAGCAUUUUGUUUUGUGCACAAGAGCAUUGUGAUGUAUCUUUCUGUUUUUGUAUUUUAGUUUUUCCGUUGUCUUGACAACUGAAACGUCAUCGUUCCUGGAGGAACCAUUUUCAAGGGGUCAGUCACCAAAGGGUUAAUGUGAAAAAUAAAAUAAAAAUGAAUCUUGUAAGACCCAGAUGUUGGUGCAGGUGAGACCUGUUCCAUGUGACGUGUGUAAAUGUUAUUGUCUGAUGUAUUUAAAUUUCAUUUUGGUGGGUUUUUUUUUUUUGAUCGCGUUCCUUUAUUUUUUCAUUUGUCACUUCAUUAUGGGCCAUUUCUUCUCUAAAAAUAACUCCACGACAAGUGAAAACACACUCUGUCGAAACUAUCAGCUAGUUUGGUUCAUCACGUCUUCAGAGUUAAAGAUUAUAUUCCGAGAUUACGUUCUUUGAACUCUGCGUAACUUGGCUUACAAAUUUAACAGACAGGAACAUCAUCGCUCCAAUUUCUGCAGAACAGAUCAACAGAGAAGUGUUGAGAUCGCGGGUUCUUGAACUUUUUUUUUUUUUUUUAAACAUAUAUAUUUUU